AUGUUUUUAUUCUUGUUGUUGAUUGUCAUUCACACUUUUUUUACAAUCUCAUUUCUUCGUUUCUUUGCUUUUUCACUGUUUUCUUUCAAAACCUUUUUUUUUCUUCCUGUUUUUUUUUCUCUAUCUUCUCUCACUCUCACAAAAAUGCACACACACACACGCAUGCGCAGAGGUAUACUUUUAGAUUUUACAUUUUUUUCCGUCAUAAUUUUUUUGUUGUUCGUUCUUUUCAUUCAUCCAGGUUCUCUCUCUAACUCUCUCUCUCUCUCUCUCUCUCUCUCUCUCUCUCUCUCUCUCUCUCUCUCUCUCUCUCUCUCUCUCUCCCAUGCACUCGCUCCCGGAUCCCCGUUCCCUGCAUGCAUAGAAAUUUUAUCAGUUUUAUACUUCCUUAAUUUUUUAGUGAGGGGCUGCGAUGGGAUCACCUUUUUCUUAGAUAAUAUUUUGCUUCUCCUUUCAAACUUUAUUAUCAUACUCUCUCUCUCUUUCUCUCACUCUGCCUCUCUCUCUCUCUCUCUCUCUCUCUCUCUCUCUCUCUCUCUCUCAAACACACACACAGACGUUCUUUUCUUAAUUUCUUUAGAUUUUCAUUGUUUUCUUGCUCAAAUCGUUUUUCUUCUUCUUUCUCUGAAUUUUGAUUGUUUUCUUUCUCAAAUCACAUUUUUCUUCUUCUUUCAUCUCUGA
Messenger RNA from Acanthosepion pharaonis, 681 nucleotides. The record is from the annotation of a GenBank genome assembly. Lineage: Eukaryota; Metazoa; Mollusca; Cephalopoda; Sepiida; Sepiidae.